AUGAUCUCCAUAACAACGAUCAGGGCACGAAGCUGCCUUAAUCAUGGCGACUCAACCCGACAAAUCGAUCUGAAUCCAUGGGAUCUUCAAUAUCUAGUUCUCGGGUAUGCUCAAAAGGGACUUCUCUUUCACAGAUCCACCUCCUCAUCAUCUUCAAUACCCAGAGAAACAAUGAUCCAACACCUGAGGGACUCGCUUUCUUCCACCCUCGACUUAUUCCUGCCACUCGCCGGUCGUCUUCUUGUUGUCCCCCACGGCCGCGAGGAUGGCACAUCCUCUGUCUUCAUCACUUGUAACAACGCCGGAGUAAGCUUUGUUCAUGGCAUAGCAGACAACACUACAAUUGCCGACAUCCUCGAACCCACUUAUGUUCCCCGGAUUGUCUCCUCCUUCUUCCCACCACGUAAUAUCAAGAACUUUGAAGCAACUAGGGUCCCAUUAGUGGCCGUUCAAGUCACAGAGCUUGUGGAUGGCAUCUUCAUCGCUUGUUCCAUGAAUCAUUGUCUUGCUGAUGUGAAGCCAUACUGGAAUUUCUUAAACGCAUGGGCUCAGAUCUCUCGAAAUCGUCUAAAGCAGAGAGCCCCAAAUUCGAAGCUCGCUUCAUUUGAACGGUGGUUUCCUCAUGGUAAUAUUGAGCGUCCCAUAGCAAUCCCAUUCAGGAAAAUAUUGCAGCAUCAUCUUAAGGAGUCAACAGAUUCGAUUCAAUCACCUCCAUUUUCAAGGAGGAUCUUUCACUUCAAAAGGGAAAAAAUUGCUGAACUCAAGGCAAAAGCUAAUUCAGAGAUAGAGGAUGGUGCUAUCAGCAACAAAAUCUCGUCCUUGCAAGCUGUUCUUGGCCAUGUUUGGAGGUCUGUGAUCAAAAAUCAGAAUCUUAACACUGAAGAGGAAGUCACUUACAGAUUCCUCAUAUCUGCUAGAUCCAGAGUUUCCCACCCACCAAUCCUAGAUAACUAUUUCGGAAUCACAGUGCAAUUCAAUAAAGCGACGAUGAAAGUAAGGGAGCUAGUGGGAGAUGGGGGCCUUGGGAAGUUUGCUUGGCAGAUGAACAAGGCAAUCUCCUCAUGCACAGAAGAAAAGAUCAAGAGCGACUUUGAAGCUUGGGUACGAAAUCCAACAAUACGUACACCGCCAGGUGGUACAAUUGGGAAGUUUAUGAUAACUGCCAGCUCCCCGAGAACUAAUUUUUAUGACAUUGACUUCGGCUGGGGAAGGCCGGUGGCGGUUCGCGGCGGCUCAGCGAAUGCAAAGCAUUGGAAGCUGACGGUUGAUGCCGGAGCAGAAGAAGGUAGCUUUGACGUUGAACUAUGUGCUUCCCAUUACUAG
Neltuma alba is the source of this 1323-nucleotide messenger RNA. Its product is annotated as protein ENHANCED PSEUDOMONAS SUSCEPTIBILTY 1-like. Bases 1 to 1323 code for a protein of 440 amino acids. The record is from RefSeq and is a predicted model, not a curated record. The transcript has a single exon. Lineage: Eukaryota; Viridiplantae; Streptophyta; Magnoliopsida; Fabales; Fabaceae.